Messenger RNA from Eutrema salsugineum, 2025 nucleotides. RefSeq lists its product as uncharacterized. NCBI's taxonomy places the organism in Eukaryota, Viridiplantae, Streptophyta, Magnoliopsida, Brassicales, Brassicaceae. The record is from RefSeq and is a predicted model, not a curated record. The transcript is spliced from 7 exons. Bases 723 to 1922 code for a protein of 399 amino acids.
UCUCUUCUAUUAUUGCAUCAAAGUCAACAAACCAAUAGACUAAAUAGAAACAGACUAAAACCUAAAACCCAAAACCUAAUUUCAUCAUUUCUCCUUCCAUAUUACCCAGCAAUCCAACGAGGGAGACAGCCCAUUUUGAAGAAUACGACUUCAAAAUUCCAAAGGCUUGUUGUAAGAUUAGAUGACGAUCGAUUCUGGAUCCAGGGUACCUCUGUAGUGAUGUCUCUGAUCGGGAUAGUGUUGCAGCGAGAAGCGAUGGGAUUCCAGAUUCGCCAUGAGAAGGGACAAUUGAAGAAUUCCCGAAUCUCCGGAGAUGAGUUACAGAGGAGACACAGGAAGCUUUUCCGAGGGAUGCCUUCUCUUCUCCGGCGAGAAACGGAGUGUGGGCUUCGCGCCGGUUGUUUACCGGCGGGAUGCUUUUUUUCCCGAAGAGACUACAGUUUCACUUCAUUAAAAGAAAUGCUGACGUGGUAAAAGAGUGGCUGACGUGGAAAAAGGAUGGCUGACGUGUCUCCCUUCAACUGCAAAGUAUAUAUAUAGACACGAUGAUACAAAUCAAAAUCACGCCACUUCAUCAUCUGUCUCUCAUUCUUUCACUCUUUCAUCGUCUUCUUCUUCUUCAUCUUUUGCCUCUUUGCUUCAAGAAUCAAAGAAAACCAACGGUGCAAAUCCCACUUCAGCAUCGUCUCUCUCUCUGACCCCUACUCUCAUCUGAGAACGAAAUGGCCUCGAAUCCUCCCGAAAAGCGGAAGCCUCUGAACUACCAAAUUUACAAGAUCAUCGUUGGUCAAUGGACUUGCGAGUCCGUGUACCUGGAUACUCUCAUCUUCAAAUGCCUCUUCCCAGCAAAGAAACUGGUUUGGGAAUAUCUGGAUUACAGUGUUGCUAACAGGGAAAGGAUAAAGAAACGAAUUGAGAUUGAUUGGGCUGAUAUAUUGUCUAUCAGAAGACAUACUAAUUCACUUGAAGUUGAGCUGAGAAAACCUCCAAGAUUCGUAAAGGAACCCAGUCAUAGGCCAUAUAGAAGUACUGAGUGGAUUGCGACUGAAGAAGAUUUUACCUCGAAUCAGGCUUCUGUUUGCAGGAGGCAAACAUUCCAUUUUACUCCUGGGGAUCUGCAAGAGAUCAUGGAGAAGCUUGUGUCUGGCGAUAAGUUCUGGUCCGACCUCGUCAAGAUCCCUUUCCCCACUCUACCAGAAUCUCUUUACUUUGAACAAAACGGGAACAACGAUAACCAGUCUCAAGGUAGCUUCAGCGUCAACAUGGACCUUCUUCACCACCAGUCUCAAGGAUUUGGUCGUGUUCAAGCGGGAGAAGGGAACUUUAGAAUGGCAACACAGUUCUUGCCUAAUGAUGGGAGGCAAGUUUCAUUUGUUCAAUUGCGUGAGGCGCAGUCUCUCCUACCAUCGUCUCAGUUGAUGAACGAGCAAUAUAACAGGUUGUUGCAAGGCAGGAGCCAGAUGAGAAACACAUGGGGAUUACUUGGGACACAAACAAAUAUGAUGUCUGGCUAUGGAAACAACAACAGAAAUUCUCAAGGAUCUGGUCGUGUGGAAGUGGGAGAUAACAUUAAACAACAUGUAUGGGAUGAUUAUGGGAAGCACAUUGGCGUAGUUGGUGAAGACAUGAGCCUAGUGAGAAUCACAGGAGAGUUCCAUGGGACGCAAACUAACUCGACGAUGCUUCAAGAAGGGAUGAUGUCUGGCUAUGGAAACAACAUGAACAGCAAUUCUCAAGGAUCUGGUCGUGUGGAAGUGGGAGAUAACAUUAAACAACAUGAAUGGGAUGAUUAUGGGAAGCACAUUGGAGUGAGAAUCACAGGAGAGUUCCAUGGGACGCAAACUAACUCGACGAUGCUUCAAGAAAGGAUGAGGGAGAAUCUUGAUAAGGAUCGUAAAGGUUUUUUGGUAGUAUAUAGGUGAUCUAGGAGGCAAUGGCUUGAAUGAGUAAUGACUAAUGACUAUAACUGAAACUUCGGAACUAUGUUUUUUUUUUUUUUUUCUGUGGGUACAACACUGUAAAUUU